AUGUCCAAGUACACAUGGGAACGGAUCCCUCCCAACUUGGCCCACACGUUCCACGUGUACCAGGCAGCCUGUGAGCGACAGCAGCUCAGUCUGAAUGUGGUAAUCCGUCAAUUUUUAAAAAGGUCGUCAGACAGAUAUGGCCUCUUCGUCAAGGAUAAGCUCUCGAGGGUUCAGGGCAAUGAAAUGAAUAGAAAGCACUUUGAUCCCAUGGUGGCCGAGAUUCUUUCUCCAAUAACUAAAACUCCGCUUCGAUUAAAUGGCGUGGAAGCUCUUUCCAUAGAAGAUAUCAUGGCAAAAGCAGGGUUCAAGGCACCUGCUGAAAAGCCUUUAAUUAGUGGGAAGAUCAAGGCCACACAAAACACUAGUGACUUCCAGGCACAUAUUCUUUCCUUAUUUGCAUCCACGUGUUCUCCAUUGCAUUGCAUACCGCCACAUAGCGGUGCCCUCAACUCGUUUCGCUGGUACAGAAAGCUUCUAGCAUCCACCCCAGUGAUCAUCUUCCUCCGACAACCACAGCGACUUCUUUCUGAGACGUCGAUUCAGGAGAUCAAUUUGCCCUUCGAAAAUCUACGAUCGCAAAUUGGAGAGCUUUCGUUGAAGUACAGGCAAUCGUCGUUGAAUGAGCAGAGAAUCAGGAAUUACCACCUUACAAACUUGGUCACUCCAGAUUUGCUUCGCCUUGCGUCAGACUCGCUUAAUGCUGCAACGCAACAAAAUUGGCACAAAAAUUCCGUUUGGAGUGAUUCACACAAUCUGGAUCCGUUCUGCGAUACGCUUAUAGAUAUUCAGCGACCACAGAUAAAUGCUUUGGGUCAGAAAAAUCAAACAAUGAAUCUAGAGGAUGACUAUUUAAAAACAAAAUUUCCUCUUCACUCCAUUCAAAAGCAAAUUUUGCUGGCGGAAGAACCAUUCGAUUUGAAAAGAGUGUUUCCCUAUGACGUUCUGUUCUCGGACAUUCACAUCUUGACGAUUGAAGAGCCAAUCCUAUACGAUAGCCACGAAAGGCUUCUAGAUGUUCUAGAGCUGCAGGAAGAGAUGGAGAUUUUGGCAGUUCGAUUGAAUUUGUUCACGCCUCUUGUAGCGAACAGCCUUCUUGAAGCAUCCUCCAGGCCAGAACGCAAGGGAAUUCGCAGCCAGGAUAUGGAUUACCACCAAUUGUUGCAGUUGGCUCAGGAGUCACGGAAACGAACACCACAAGCCGAAAAUGAAAGCAACAUGACGUCAUUCUUGGAGCGUUUAGGUGAAUUAGGACUUGUACGUGUUGAAGAAGGCGUCACAAAAAAAUCCAUUACAAUCUUGAGGUAG
Candidozyma auris is the source of this 1305-nucleotide messenger RNA. RefSeq lists its product as uncharacterized. Lineage: Eukaryota; Fungi; Ascomycota; Pichiomycetes; Serinales; Metschnikowiaceae. Bases 1 to 1305 code for a protein of 434 amino acids. The record is from RefSeq and is a predicted model, not a curated record. The transcript has a single exon.